GGCAACGUCACCUUCCUCGGGCGCGGGACCCGCAAAGCGGUGUCGUUCCCACAGGCAUGCGUGACGAUUGGUGGCACGCUGUCCGUGUUUGGAAGCCUGGUGAUCGGGAAUUGCUUCAACAACGGCUUUGGAGACAAAGCGCACGGUGGUUGCCUCAAUGCCAACGACCUGGUCAUGGAGGAGGGCCUAGUCCACUUGGAGAACUGCACGACAGCUGGGCGCGGAGGUGGGGAUGGAGGUGGGGCGUCCUUAGGCACUUUGCACCAGAGGAGCGGAGCGAUGAGCUUCUUGAACUGCCUAGCAGUGGACGGCGGAGGCCUGAACGCCAGCUCUGUGGUCGUCGAGGGCGGGUCCCUGAACUUCGAGUGGGGCAUGGCGGAGCGCCGCGGCGGCUGCGCCCACGUGGACACUCUGCACCAGAGGGGCGGGGAGGUGAGCUUUAUCCACUGCGGAGCGGAACGCGGACAUGGUGGAGGCCUCGCUGCCCGGAUUGUGACGCAGGAUCACGGCGCCAUGCGCUUUGGCGACAGCUGGUCGCAUAGCGCUGGAGGCUGCGCGCAUGCCGAGAGAAUCACCACGAGCGGGACCCUUUCCUUUGAGAAGUGCAGAUCUUCUGGAGGUGGCGGGUGCGGCUAUGCCGAACGACUUACCCAGUCGGAGUCCGGCCGGCUGACCUGCCGAGAAUGCGAGGCCGAGGAGGGCGGAUGCCUUCUGGUGUGGCGCACCGUAGAUGCUCGAGGUGUUUGGAAGGCGUCCUCCGUUGCUGCCAAAUGGGGCAGCGUGCUGCUGAUGAAGCAGAACCGCCCGCUCUUUGAACAAUUAGUCGAAAACCCCAGCUGCAAGGUACAGCGCCUGGAAGUCGAGCAAGCCUCAGGCGUGGCUCUCAUCAUGUACUCUCUGACUGUGGAAGAGUUGAUCCUGGGCCCUUCCGACCAGCCCUUUCAGAUCCAAGCGAACAACCUCUCAGUGCCGUCACCCAACUGUAGCAGCCUGGAAGACUGUCUCUUCGAGCAGCGCUUGGCAGUGGCGCGAAAAGCGAUAAGCACGAUACAGAGAAGAAGCUUGCUGAAUUCCGAGGAGCGGAAGGUGUGGCAGGGGUGGGUGCGCCCUCUUUGCCGCCGGGGUUCCGGUCUGGUGGAUGUGGCAGAUGAGAACGCUACCCAUGCCCAGGCGACACGGAUGCGGGGCUGCCGCCGGUGCUCCGCGGGCCUGGCCCAGGUGCAGCAGGGCGUGUGGGCCCCAUGCGCUUGCCCCCAGGGCUGGACCUGCCAGCCGGAGACCAUGCAGAUGCCCCAAGGCAUGAUGCCGCUGAACCUCAGCAACCCGGGCUGGCUAGCGAAGUGUUUGAGCAGCUCCGCCUGCCCCGGUGGCCAGCUUCCAGAGGACUCCAAGAAGCCUUGGUGCGCACCAGGCCACCUGGGCCCGCUUUGCGCCGUCUGCACCGACCGGUUUUACCAUGCAAACGACGGCUGCGAGAAGUGCGCGGAGGCCUCGGACCAAGACCAGCGGUCCCUGUGGGCCGUGGCAGCCGUCCUCGGCAUCGCUGGCGUUCUCGCGGCUGUGGCGGCGUGGCUGCUAAGGGAAGCUGCGGUGGGACGCUGGAACAAGGCGCAUGCUCGCUGGCACGUGCUGGUCCAGUUGGCAGCAAGACAGGCUGUGGUUUUGUUGCAGCUGGCCCAGCUCUAUGCAGUGCUGGGCACCUCCAUGCAAGGCCCAGUCACCAACCAAGGCUCUCGGGAGUGGGAGCGAACAUAUAUGGACUUCACGCAGCUGACUUUGGCACAGGUCAAGGAUGCGGUCCGUGCGGAGUGCCAAUGGCACGGCCCCAGCGUGCGCCUGGCAUCAGCGCUGGCUUCGCCGGUGGCGCCUGUGGUGUUGCUGCUGGCGUGUUCGACGCUGGAGCUCCUGAAGCCAUCCCUCGGUGCCAGCAGUGCCUUCAAGGUGCUAACUAUGUUCUACAUUGGUGGUGCUCGCCAAUCUAGCGACCUCUUCCGCUGCCAAAGAGUAGACGCAGGUGGUGAUCCUUUGGGCGACUACGCGUUUCUGCAGAAGCUGCCGUCCAUUUCGUGUUCGGACAACUCGGGUAUGGCACGAUGGGUGCACGCCACGGGUUGUGGCACGGCCUUGUUCUACGUCGUCAUUAUACCAGCUGCCCUCCUGUACCUCUUUGUCCGCCAGCAUGUGGUUUUGAAGCCGAGCAAGACUGUGACCGCCGUGGCCGAGAAGUCGAAGGCAGGGUGGCUCGUCAGGCUGCAGCCCCUCCGAGAAAUCGAAGGCGAGCACCCGCAGGAUGUCGAGCACCUACUCGCUGCUGCGGUGGCUCACAUGGCAGUGGCGCUCCAUGGAGAGGUACGACUGCAGCUACUUAAUGGCAAGGCGGAGAUGAGAACUGCGGAUGUGAGCGGAUUCCUUGAGACCAACGACUCGACCACGCAGACGUUGCGCUCCCGGGCCAUCAUGGAGAUGCUGGUGGAGCGUUGUGAAAUGGAGAGGGCCUCAACACAGGACCGUCUUUUGGCUGGUGCCAAGGAGGUGUUCUUCAAAUAUGCAUUGUGCCGCUGUGUUUGGAUGGAGUUUGUGCAGAAGCUUUUGGCCGUUGGCCUUCUGGCUGUGAUGUCCACGGAUGAUGCCUUGAACCUGGCCUUGGCCAUGAUUUUGGGUAUGGCCGCAACCAUUGCCAUGGUUCGGCCCUACAUCCAGCCCCAGAUGAACGAUUUGCACUGCAUCUCCAUGAUUUGUCUUGCAGGGGCGGCUAUUGGCUUCUCCAACGCCGGAACUUCCGGGGAUUUCGAUAACUGGCUCUGGCUGAGCCGCGUUUCCUUUCUGCUGCCUUUGCUGCUGGCCGCUAUGCAGGUGCUCAGACCGGACAGCUGCGAGGCCCUCGCCACACGCCUCUUCCAGGAGGCCCGCCAGAAGUUGCCGGAGCUCAAAGAGGAGAAGGAAGUGGAGCUGUUCGUGGACUUGGUGAGCUUCUGAGCGUCUAGAUUGAAGGAGUUUCCAGAGCCUUGGAUUGCUAGCAUCG
Messenger RNA from Effrenium voratum, 3022 nucleotides. Lineage: Eukaryota; Dinophyceae; Suessiales; Symbiodiniaceae. The record is from the annotation of a GenBank genome assembly.